GAGCCAGCGGAGCCACGCCCCUAGCGCUUCUGGCUGGGCCAGCGAGGGCCUGAUCUUCUCUUUGGUCCUUUGUCGACCCCCCCACACCCCUUUGGGGAAGGCUCAGGUGCCUUAAGCCGCCUAGUCAAUACCUUCCUCUCCACGUGCCUCUCCCCAUCUCGGCCCUGAGCCUCUCGGCAAGGUGGGCACGGGCAGAGUGCCCGAACCCAGCGACUGCUGGGGCGCUUAGUGGCAGCAACCGUGCUACGGUCCAGAUGGCGCGCAGGGCCGAGCCCCCCGACGGGGGCUGGGGAUGGAUGGUGGUGCUCUCAGCGUUCUUCCAGUCUGCGCUGGUGUUCGGCGUGCUUCGCUCCUUUGGCGUCUUCUUCAUAGAGUUUGUGGCGGCGUUUGAGGAACAGGCAGCGCGCGUCUCCUGGAUCGUCUCCAUAGGAAUUGCAGUGCAGCAGUUUGGGAGCCCAGUAGGCAGUGCCCUGAGCACGAAGUUCGGGCCGAGGCCCGUGGUGAUGACUGGAGGCAUCUUGGCUGCGCUGGGGAUGCUGCUUGCCUCCUUUGCUACCUCCUUGACCCACCUAUACCUGAGUAUUGGGCUGCUCUCAGGCUGUGGCUGGGCCUUGACCUUCGCACCAACCAUGGCUUGUGUAUCCUGUUACUUCUCUCACCGACGAUCCCUGGCCACCGGAUUGGCACUGACAGGCGUGGGCCUCUCCUCCUUUGCAUUUUCCCCCCUUUUCCAGUGGCUGCUCAGCUACUAUGCCUGGCGGGGGGCCCUAAUACUGGUGUCUGCCCUCUCCCUCCACCUGGUGGCCUGUGGUGCUCUUCUCCGCCCACUCUUCCUGGCAGAGGAUACUAUUGUGGGUGGUCCUGGAGCCCAACUCACCUCCCUCCUCCAUCAUGGCCCCUUUCUCCGUUACACUGUGGCCAUCACCCUGAUCAACACUGGCUACUUUAUUCCCUACAUCCAUCUGGUGGCCCAUCUCCAGGACCUGGGUUGGGACCCACUACCUGCUGCCUUCCUGCUUUCAGUGGCUGCUAUUUCUGACCUCGUGGGGCGUGUGGCCUCUGGGUGGCUGGGAGAUGCAGUCCCAGGGCCUGUGGCACGACUCCUGAUGCUCUGGAACACCUUGACUGGGGUGUUUCUAGCCCUGUUCCCUGUAGCUCAGUCUUCCACAGCGUUGGUGGCUCUGGCUGUGGCCUACGGUUUCACAUCAGGGGCCUUGACUCCAAUGGUCUUCUCUGUACUACCUGAACUGGUAGGGACUGGAAGGAUUUACUGUGGCCUGGGACUGUUGCAGAUGAUAGAGAGCCUCGGGGGGCUGCUGGGGGCUCCUCUGUCAGGCUACCUCCGGGAUGUGACGGGCAACUACACAGCUUCAUUUGUGGUGGCUGGGGCCUUUCUUCUUGCAGGGAGUGGAGUUCUCAUCACACUGCCCAAUUUCUACUCCUGCUUCUCAGCUACUACAUCCAGGCCCCAGGACCUUGUAACAGAGCCACUGGAGACCAAAGUCCCCCUGCCCAAUGAGAAGCAGGAAAAGGACUGAACUCCACAAGAGGCAGUCAUGCCCAGAAAGCCAGAGCUUGACAGCUCCAGGUCUUCUGCCCCAUUUUGGCAUCCACAGAACCACAGUGCCUUAUGAUUCUUAAUCUGCCUUCCCCACAGCAGGUCUGGGGCUCCUGCAAUGUGUGUGCCAACCUUUUGUA
Nycticebus coucang (slow loris) is the source of this 1698-nucleotide messenger RNA. It is a transcript of the gene SLC16A13, whose product is annotated as solute carrier family 16 member 13. The record is from RefSeq and is a predicted model, not a curated record. The coding region runs from base 255 to 1538 and encodes 427 amino acids. Gene Ontology annotation, biological process: transmembrane transport; monocarboxylic acid transport. NCBI's taxonomy places the organism in Eukaryota, Metazoa, Chordata, Mammalia, Primates, Lorisidae. Gene Ontology annotation, molecular function: monocarboxylic acid transmembrane transporter activity. The transcript is spliced from 4 exons.